AGGCGCCACUACUACUGUCCCCAACCCGCCCCGCCAGCCCGGGCAAAGGGCAGCGUGACUCACGGCGCUCAGCCCACGGCUUGCCCGCGGCGUAUAAAGGCUGCCCGGCAGGAGGCGGCGAGCCCUGCCCUGCCCGAGGCGCGCAGAGCAUGGCCAGGGGCGCGGAGCGAGGCCGCGGGGGCGCCGGCUGGGGGCUGCGGGGAGCGCUGGCGGCGGUGGCGCUGCUGGCGGCGCUCAAUGCUGCGGGCACGGUGUUUGCGCUGUGCCAGUGGCGCGGGCUGAGCGCGGCGGUGCGGGCGCUGGAGGCUCAGCGCGGCCAGGAGCAGCGUGAGGACAGCGCCCUGCGCUCCUUCCUGGCUGAGUUGAGUUGCGCUCCGCGCCGGGCGCCCGCGCCACCCCCGGAUCCCGCCGGCGCCGCGCGCAACAAGCGCAGCCACGGCGGGGAGCCCGCGCCACACAUCCGCGCCGAGAGCCACGACAUGCUGAUGAUGAUGACCUACUCCAUGGUGCCGAUCCGAGUGAUGGUGGACCUCUGCAACAGCACCAAGGGCAUCUGCCUGACAGGACCACCUGGCCCACCAGGACCUCCUGGAAUUGGUGGGUUACCAGGACACAAUGGAUCAGAUGGACAGCCUGGUCCCCAGGGCCCAAAAGGAGAAAAAGGAGCAACUGGAAAAAGAGGAAAAAUGGGGCUGCCUGGAGCCACAGGAACUCCAGGGGAGAAGGGAGACCCUGGUGAGCUGGGCUUGACUGGAAAUGAGGGCCCAGCAGGGCCAAAGGGUGACAAAGGAGACAAAGGGGACGUGUCCAAUGAUGUGGUCCCCACAGGUGCCAAAGGUGACCAAGGUCCGCCUGGCCCCGCCGGACCCCCGGGCCCUCCAGGUCCUCCAGGACCGCCCGGAAGCAGAAGACCUAAAGGCCCUCGGCAGCCAAACAUGCUCAAUGGCCAGUGUGCAGGUGAGACAUGCGCUACACCGAAUGAUGGCACCUUGGUUGGAAAAGCUGAUGAGAAGGUCGGGGAUCACCAUUCUCCACCAGCAGAAUCCAUGAUCGCUUCCAUCGGAAGUCCGACACAAGUCCUGAAAGUUAAAGAGACAUUUGGAACGUGGAUAAGAGAGUCUGCGAACAAGAGUGAUGAGCGGAUCUGGGUGACUGAACACUUCUCAGGCAUCAGGGUGAAGGAGUUCAAAGACCAGCCCUCACUGCUGAAUGGCAGUUACACACUCGUGCACCUGCCGUAUUAUUUCCAUGGCUGCGGGCACGCCGUUCACAACAACUCGCUCUACUACCACAAAGGAGGCUCCGACACCAUAGUGAGAUUUGAUUUUGGCCAAGAAACAUCCCAAACUCUGAAGCUUGAAAAUGCCCUGUAUUUUGAUCGAAAAUACCUCUUUGCAAAUUCCAAGACUUACUUCAAUUUAGCUGUGGAUGAAAAGGGGCUUUGGAUUAUCUAUGCUUCAAGUGUGGAUGGCUCGAGCAUUCUUGUCGCCCAGUUGGAUGAGAGGACAUUCUCUGUGGGACAACGCAUCAAUACCACGUACCCCAAAGCCAAGGCCGGCAACGCCUUCAUUGCGCGAGGGAUCCUUUAUGUGACAGACACCAAAGAUAUGAGGAUAACAUUUGCUUUUGAUUUGUUAGGAGGGAAACAGAUCAAUGCUAACUUUGAUUUAAGAACUUCCCAGUCUGUCCUUGCCAUGUUAUCAUACAAUAUGAGAGACCAGCAUUUAUAUUCGUGGGAAGACGGCCAUUUAAUGCUUUACCCUGUGCAGUUUUUGUCACCUACAUUAAACCAGUGAGGAGAGGCACCUGUUCCCCUCAGUAACUUCCAGAUGUUCUCUGGAUCAUUUACAUCCCAACAUACAACUCGUCUUUAGGGUAACCAGGUACUUAGCUGUCAUAAUCUCAUGAUAUGAGUGUUGAUAUGGUCAGGGAACCCCCUUGAAGUUCAGAUUCCUGAGGAGAAAAUAGCAAAGACAAAGUCAAAAUGGCUAAGAUUUGGUGGUUUCUCCACAGACUAGCUGGGCGAGUUACCCCCUCCCUCUUUGGGCCUUGUUUUCCUGACCGGUAACAUGAGAGGGCUGGCGAAGAUGAUGGGCAAGAAUUCCUCCACCUGUGGGAAACUCUGGUUCUUGGCUGUUGCUGCUUUCACAACUGCCAUCCAUCUGGUUUUGGUUUUGGGGUAUUUGGCCACGUGUUGAGCAAAUGUACCUCCGAGUUUCUAAGCCCAAUUACUUGAGCAGUGAAUUCCUGAGCACUGACUUGUUUUCAGUGCCUUGGGAAGCCUCAUGGACCCUUUCAGGCUGCGGAGGGACCAGAUUGCCCAUGAUUUAUUACCUUUCUCUGCCUCCACACCUGCCACCCCAGCACCAGAAUGACCAUUAUCCUCAGCUCCUGAUUGCUGCUCCAGGAUUAGCAAAAGCCAGGCCCAGCCACAUGCUUGGGUUUGCUAAUGAAAGAGAAACAGGCCCUUCCAGGCUCCCAUCCAUCUCUGAUCAUGCUGAUUUGCAGCUGUGGAUAAAUGCUGACUCCUCAGGUCACCCUGGAGGCUUCUUCCCCAGCUACGCCUCUGCGCUCAGAGAGCUAAAUAUUGUGUAAGUAGGCAUGAACCCGGCUAGAGCCAUGGGAAGCCCUUGGCAGUUUUCGGGAGAGGCACCGUAUGUGGCUAUUACCUAGAGCGGGGACGGACAGACUAUGGCCAUGAGGCCAAGCAGGCUCACUGCUGGUUUCUGUAAGUUGUAUUGGGACACAGUUACACCCAUUUGCUCACGUAUCCUAGUUUCUGACUACUUUUGCUGUACAAUAACAGAACUGAGUCGUUGCAAAAGAGUCGAGUAGGGGCCCGCAAAGCCCCUAAAACCCUUACCCUCUAGCCCUUUACAGCCAAAGUUUGCCGACCCCUGAGCUAGGAUAUAAAGUGAGCCUGACUGUCGGAAGGCUUAUUCACCAGGGGCAGUUUAUUUUGUUUUGCUUUGUUCCACACUAAGAAGGAACGAUUUAUAUGGUUUGAGUGUUUGGUCGAGGGGAAGGGUGAGAACAGCAUAAAAUGAAGUGGCCCUCCCCAAAACAGUUCAUAAACUGUUCUUUCCCUAAUAUAGCUUUAUAGGAUGUGAUGGGGUCCCCUUGGACGCCAGGAGAAAAAUCUAGCUUAACUUGCACCUGAAUGCCCUUAAGUAUAUAUUUUCUGCCAAAUCUGUUCUUUAGACAUUCUGCAGCCUGGGGUCCAGGCAGGGCUGCUAAGAGGAGAGCAGAAUCUGGAAAAUUACUGGGGUCUUACAGCCAGAAAGGGGACCUAGGGAUUUUUCAUCAAUUUGCCUUCACUGAAUUCAUGUGUGUGUGGGAGGAGAGCGAUGCGCUCGGGCAUUUUUUCCCCGUGAGUUCUAAUUCAUACUCGGUGACCCUGAGUUCUGGCUUUAUACCUUAUUAAUAGAAGCAUUUUAAAACUUAGGGGCCAUACAGAUUUGAAUAUUUAAAUUCCUCUAACCCCUAAAAACACUUAGGCAGCUACUGGGGACUGUUGUAGUUGUAUUCUCAAAAUAGCCAAUAUUUGAAACUUUUUCUCCACUUUUCUGUCAGACUGAUUGUAGUCAUGUCAGCAUAGCUUUGAAAAAAAAUACUUUUCAGAUUCAUGUUUAAGAUCAAUAUAUCUAAUGAAUACUAGUCCCCUUUUAAAGUAUUUAAAUAUAUGUGUUGCUGUUUCUGGACACAGGGGACCUGGAUAUGAAUAUAGUUUCAUAGUAAUAGUAUAUCAGUAAUAGUAAUAUAUACAAUACUAAUUGUAUAUAUGGUAGCAACCAAAAAAGGUUAUUGACUUAGUAGUACUCCUUUUAGAAGAAAUUUUUUAGAAACCUCCAUCUUGAUAUCUGAGCUAUCCUGGCUCCCUUAAUUGUGGGGAUGGAAUCAUAUACUUCUAGAAAAACUCAUUCUGGGAUUUUAUUUUUCCCAUGGCAGAGUACUACCAGGACAACGGAGUCUGACUGAGGUAUAAUGUGUAAUGUUAUAAUAUGGUUGAAAGUUUGUCUUCAUGGAGGAGAGAUUUUUUUAAGAUUUGAAAAACUUCAAGAAUUAAGAUUUUACUCAAUCUUGCCUGCAAGCACUACUCUAGUUAAAAAAAAAAGUUUGGGCUCACUGAUAAAAUAGAAUAUACAACCUAAUGUUUCAAAGCCAAGAUAUCAUUUUAGAAGUUUACACUGUCAUUUAUAAUCAAAGUUGUUUUAGAGCACUUUCCAAAUAUCUGCACUUCUGAUGUCAGAAUCAAAGCAGAGAAUGCUCUAAUUCUUCUUUAAUCUAAAGUAGAUAGCUUUCCCCUGGAAAGGAAAUAACCCCGUCCUCCCAACCUCAACUGUAGGCCGGACCCUAUUUCAAAGCAUUUUCCUCUCAAACUGAUAACGUGCCCUGUUGAAGCCGUGCAGUUAGGGUCUCAGUGUAUCGCUAAGCACAGGUGUUAGGACAGAGAAACAGAUCUGGGGUGAAAGUUUUAAAAAGAGGUGUUCUGGUCUUUGCUCCCCACCCCCCGCCUCCGCCGCCACCAUAGUCCUAUUACCUUCAAGGUUGUAAAGUGAAGGGUCAAAUGAGACCCUACGAUGCUUAAAGAGCCAGGAGUCCUUUCCCAAGUGCAAGAGGACAUGUGGGCUGUGACUCUUUGAUGUCAAACCAUCUGGGGAAGUAUGUGAUGGGGCUUUUCAGUUUUCAGCCCGCUGCUGUGACCGGUGGAGGAUGCUAUUAAAAACCAUGACUUCCAGGCUGUGACCACAGAUCUGAACCGUUCUGAGCAAUGGGUGAAUCAUGGUGAAUGGAUCUUUUUUGGUUGUCAUUUAUUUCACGUUAUUCAGUAAAAUAAUCACUGCUGAAUACAAUCAGGUGUUGAAACAAGUGUAUUCUUUUUUUUCUCUCCUGUUAAUUCACAUGUUACAUUUAAAAGGAAAAAGUAACCACCAAAAACAAUACUGUGGAAGAAUGACAUUGGUUGCUCCUCUGUUGAAACUCCUGCAAUUUGCUAACUCCUUCUGAAAACUGAAAAGUCAUUGCUAUGGACUGUGUGUUCUUUAUAGGAAAACAUGAAAACUGUAAAACUAUAAAGUGAAACUAGUCACUAGCUCCAGAAACAGAUACAUGCAAUGAAGAUCUGCUAACUUAUCGGCACAGGCAAAGCAACUUGAAAAGAGCAUCACCUUUUGGCCUAAAAAUAAAAAAGGACAGAUUUUUAAAAAACUGACUGUGUGGAUUGGGGCAGGUAUCUUCAUCCCUCAGCGCCUCCGUUUCAUCUGUAAAAUGUCUAACAGUAUUCUUACUUCCUUGCAUUUUUCUAUGUGAAAUGAGAAAUGCUAUGAAAAUCGUACAAUUCCAGAGAAAUGAUUGUUGUUACUUUUAUACUUCAUAUCUGCGGAGAAUCAGAGUGACCCUGCUGUUCUCACAGCCUGAUUCAGGGGCUGCAGAGAGGGGUCAGGACCACGGCCAGCAUCAUGGUUUCUGUCCGCUGGCCUGUUCGAUUAGGUAGUUGACACUUCAUACCAGCACUAAGCAAAAAAGGGUUCUUAGUUCUAAAAUAAAUUUAUAAUAAAACUGGCCCAAAUAAUGAAAAAUACUGUUUGAAAACCUGUUGGUGUGACCUGUAGAGCUCCUUUCUAAACUCUCCUGAAGGGUCUGUGCUAUU
This is a messenger RNA of Ailuropoda melanoleuca (giant panda), 5650 nucleotides long. It is a transcript of the gene GLDN, whose product is annotated as gliomedin. Gene Ontology annotation, cellular component: cell surface. Bases 150 to 1796 code for a protein of 548 amino acids. Gene Ontology annotation, biological process: signal transduction. The transcript has 10 exons. NCBI's taxonomy places the organism in Eukaryota, Metazoa, Chordata, Mammalia, Carnivora, Ursidae. The record is from RefSeq and is a predicted model, not a curated record.